UUCCACCGAGAUGUGAUGAGGGAGAACUAUGAGACACUGGUCUCCCUGGGGACAGCUCAGUUGCUUCCACUCUCUGCAUUCCUAUCCCUGACAGAGCCCCAAGAGGAUAUGGGGGACAAUGACUGUUCUGAUGGGGAAUGGGAAAGACCUGGUGGAGGAUUCCAGGGAAAAGAGCUGGAGAUCUCUGAUGCUGGUGCCUGUGCAGAUACCACCCAGAGGGCUCAGGCCCUGGAUGAGGCACAGAGCUCAGGUGGGGCAGGUGAAGUGGGACAGCACCAGAGCAGUCUUCACCUUAAUGCCCUAGUCCGUUUGGUAAAGGAGAUCCCAGAGUUCCUAUUUGGUGAAACUAAGGCCAUGGACACCCCAGAGGCCCUUGAGAGCAAGGAAAGUGGUUCAGAGGGGUCGAGAUUGAGCCUGGCAGCAGCCAUGACUGUGGAUACCAGCCCCCUCCAGGGAUUGCUGAACUGUCUCCCAGAGAUCCCUAUCAGCAGACCUGCCCUGGCCUUCACACCUGCCGGCAGCUCAGCCAGCAGCAGUCAAGGAGAUGGAGAUCCAGAACUGAGGAGCCCAGAGCUGGCACCCCACCCUCUGUACCCCUAUGAACCUGCUGCCAAAAUUAGUCCCUUAGCCAUCAAUAGGAACCUUAAUGGGAAAGAAGAUCCAGAAACAUCAGCUAGUCAACCCAAUACUCCUGGUUCUGCUGGUUCUCAGGAACAGAAGCAACUGGGAACCACAGGACAAGAUGCUGUAGGAAGUCCUUCUAAAAACAGCCCUCUCCAAGGCCUCAUCAACUGCCUGAAGGAAAUUCUUGUACAAGGACCCCAGCAUACACGGCCUCUUGCUAACGGACCACUUCCUCAAAGUAGUCCAGGGGAUAUAAGACUAAUGAAUCCAGACCAACAACCCCAGGGACCACCCUGGGCUGUGAAGGCAGAAACUGUUUCAGAGAAUUCCCCACUCCAGGGCCUGCUGAACUGUCUUAAAGAAAUCCCAGAAACCCAAGCCAGAUGUGCCGCCCUCCCAGGAAGAGGGGUGCAGCAGAGAGAUAGUCCAGGGACUUGGCAAAAGGAUUCUGGAGUUAAGAUGGAAAGAACCACCGAGGAUGCUUGGGCCCAGAGUCCUCAGAGCUACAUUCCCGAUACUCCUACUCCUGGGUCCUGUGAGCUCAGUGCACUUACCCACAGCUCUUCCACUAGUAGCAGUGUGGAGAGUGAUGGGAAUCUCGGACUCGGAGGGCCAGAGGCGCUAGGUUGGGCCCCAUUGAACCAAGCUGGCAGUGCCCAGACCUCACCCUUGGAGGCCCUGGAAACCUAUCUGAAGGACAUCCCCCUGAACAGAUCCUUGCGACCCCAGCCGCCAAGCAACUACUGGUGCCUCAGCCCUGGGCAAGGGGAGACGGUUCAGCGAAAGUCUGAUCCAAGGGCCCGGAAAUGGCAUAUGGAAGCAGUGACCGCGGGUUCUCUCCCUUCGCUGGGGCCACAUGGCUGCGUCAAGGAUCUCUCAGCUCAACGCCUGGGUCACCUGAGCACGCCCAGUAGCUUCUCUUCAGCCAGCAGCACAGACGGGGACGUGGGGCUCCGAAGCCCAGAAGGGAGCUGGGGUCCAUGGUGCAGAGAAGCAAGCCCACUUGGGAGCUCUCCCCUCCAGGGCCUGGAGAACUGUCUCAAGGAGAUCUCCACGAGCAGGCCCCACCUUAGCCAGACUGCCUCAUCAUUGCUGACCUCAGGAGGGGAUGGAAUAUUAAGAAGAGCAGAUCCCAGGAGCUGGGCUUCAGACAAAGAAGGACUGGGGGGUGAGCCCCAUGACUCUCUGUGCCCCAGGCAAGGUGGAAAAGAAGCUUCCUCAGAGAGUCUGAACCUAGGCAGCCCCCAGAGCAGAGUCUGCAGCUCCUUUGCUUUCCACCGGACUGGUGACAGAGACAAGAAGACCACUGACGUGGGGCCCAGGAAGUGCCUUGGAGAAGGGAUAGCUCCCAAGCCCUCUCCACUUCGAUGUCUGGAAAACUCCUUGAGGGGAAUCUUGGCCAUGAGGCCCCUGCGCUUCACCUGUUUGGCCAGCCCCAGCCUGAGUUCCGGCUCUAGCCCCAGGUCCAUCCACGGUGGUGGCAGCGGCAGCAGCAGCAGCAGCAGCAGCAGCAGCAGCAGUGGGGGCUCCGAGGGGGAAGAUCCGAGGUUGGAGCCUGAGCUGUGGAGGACUCAUCCCAAGGAGUGUCCUCUCCUCUCCAUCCCUCGGGGACCUGCCUCUCAGGCCAGCAGCCGUCCUGGCCCCCUCACUAGCAGUUCUGAUAGCCCCACGAGAAACAGAGACCAGAGGAGGAUGGAGCCUGGGGAUUGGCGAGCUCUCAAUGCAGCUUUGAAGGCAGAAGAAACUUCAGGAUGUAGCCCUAGGAUCCACGGGGAGGAUAUGCCUGCAGAAACCUCCCAUGGGCCCCCCACUCCCAGCAGCACUGAAAUGGGGCCCUCUGCUGCUCCGGAAGAAGCUGCCGACGUCCCAGCGCCCUGCCCGUCCUCUGGGGGGCCCGAGGUCCAGGGAGGCGCUGAGCGCCCGAAGGCUGUGCCUGGACAACUGAGAGUCACAAGUCCCGAGGACGCCACGCCAGCCACGCCGGACACGAAGGCCGGGCCCUCCACAGGACUGGCAGCAGCAGGGACUGAAGCUAUUCCCCAGUCCAGCCCACCAGAAAUACCUAAAGACAUCCAGAGCUGGGGUGGCUCUUCUGCCCUGACCUCCCAGGAAACUCUAUCACCACCGAGGCCAGAUCGAGGGAACAAACGCCUGUGUUCUCUGGGUGAGCCUGCUGCCAGCUGUUCUACAGCUCCGUCGGGCAGUCGGAUCCCCGGCUCAGCCGAGACCCCCAACAAGGCCCCGCGCCUGGCUCUGCCCGCGGGGGCCGCGGCCGCUCCCCCGGCCUCCUGCCAGUGUGGGGACGCCUUCCGGGGGGAGCUGCGCAGCCUCGGGGCCGCCCUCACCGAGCAGCUGAGCCGCCUCUCCUCCACGCUGGCCACCCUGUCUCAGGACGUGUCGGCCAUGAAGAAGCGCGUGAGGUUGCUGGGCCGGGACCUGCGCUCCCAGCAGAGGCUAGGAAGGGGGGCGCGGCCCUGGACCCCGUGCCGGAGAUACCACCGGGGCUGCCUGCGUUCUGUCCGGAGACGGCGCCGGGCACAGCAGAAGCCCGCUCAGCGACAGCCCCCACACCUUGGGGAGCAGCCGAGAGAUCUGGGCGUGGGGGACGCUCCCACCUUCCUCCAGCGGGAGACGCACAUGGUGCCCCAGCUGCCUCCGGAUGCUCCCCCGGGGGCGACUUCUCCCUUUGGUCCCCAUCGAGGCGCAUCGCCCUGCUCGCUCCUCCUGCCGUCUCCUUGUGCUGCGCUGCCGACCGUGCGCUCCCCUCAGAGACGGCGGGAAGACGACCAGAGCCCCCCGACCCCUCCCACUGCCGGAUCGGCUUCCCAAAUUGCCCCCCCUCCGAGUCCGGAGGAAGGCUUCAGACCUUGGCAGGAAACGGAGCCGUGCCCGUGGAGACCCACCGCGAACCCGGGCACGAAGGGAGCCUGGUCCCAGCAAGCCAGAGAGCCCUGCGGCCGGAUAUCCGAGGAAGUGACCACACAAGCCCAGCACGGAGGGCCCGGCUAACGGACAGGCCAGCCACUGGCCAGGUCCCUCGGAGAGGCGGCCUCCCUUUUCCAGG
This is a messenger RNA of Gracilinanus agilis (Agile Gracile Mouse Opossum), 3688 nucleotides long. It is a transcript of the gene KRABD3, whose product is annotated as KRAB-A domain containing 1. Lineage: Eukaryota; Metazoa; Chordata; Mammalia; Didelphimorphia; Didelphidae. The record is from RefSeq and is a predicted model, not a curated record. The coding region runs from base 16 to 3633 and encodes 1205 amino acids. The transcript has 20 exons.